Molecule: messenger RNA, 1962 nt
Organism: Aspergillus calidoustus
Lineage: Eukaryota; Fungi; Ascomycota; Eurotiomycetes; Eurotiales; Aspergillaceae
Source: the annotation of a GenBank genome assembly
AUGUCAGAACCGUCCCCCGAACAACCUCUUCGCGGGACUCCUCACAUCCGCCUCAACUCCGGAACACACGAUGUGCUCGAAGAUGACGACGCUAGCACCGUUAGCCCUAUCCUAUCAGAACCCAGCGGACGCCCCCUCACACCAAUGACACCGCGAAUCCUCGACUCCCAGUCCACCGGAACCCUACAAACCGUAUACGCAUCUUUCAACCAACAUGGCUCGACAGAAUUCCUGAUACCCCCGCGGCCGCAGCGCCAUCGCUCGAGAGAGGACCUCGGCUCACCGAGCCUAUCCAUUCUCUCCUCGCGCCGAACAAGCUGGAGCUCCGAGGCCGGUAGCUAUGAGACGAGAGGGUACUCGUACACCCAGUCCCACGCGCCCUCGCACGCCGAGAGCGAGGAGAACGACAUGAACACGCAGACCGUCACGGAGAAGUACAACAUCAUGCCGACGGACGGGCUACUGCUGUUCCCGGAGGACGUCGAAAAGGACGACUACCUGCACAACCCGGACCCCAGCGAUCGGGAGCGCGAAUGCGAUAUCUGGAAUCGGCGCGGUGUGAUAAAUGUCGGUGGCUUGAUUUUUCUUACUAUAGGGUUCUUGGCGCUGUUCAUUGGGUAUCCUAUCGCGACUGCUAUGAAAGGGCUCGAGAAGCCGCGCCCGCGCUGUGAGGAGGGGGAUACGCUGUGUCUUGAUGUUGGAGAUCGACCUUUAUUAUCGAAUAUCCGCACAGGGCUAAUAGAUCCGGAUACGCCGGCGUCGGAACAUACGAAGAAGUCGGCGGAUGGGAAGGAGUGGAAGCUUGUUUUCUCUGACGAGUUUACGAAACCUGGUCGGACGUUCUACGACGGAGAUGACCCUUACUAUCAAGCCGUGGAUAUCUGGUACGGCGUCACCCAGGAUCUCGAGUGGUACGACCCCGACGCGGUAACAACAAGAGACGGCGUCCUAGAAAUCCGCUUCGACUCCUUCCCAAACCACGAACUAAAGUACCGAUCCGGGAUGGUCCAAAGCUGGAACAAGCUCUGCUUCAGCGGCGGGCGUCUCGAAGCCAGCAUAUCCCUCCCAGGCGACGGCGAGAUCUCCGGAUUCUGGCCGGGCUUCUGGGCAAUGGGCAACCUAGGCCGACCCGGAUACGCCGCGAGCACAGAAGGCAUGUGGCCCUAUAGCUACUCCGACGAGUGUGAUGCGGGUAUCACGCCGAACCAAAGCUCCACGGAUGGACUGAACUGGCUUCCUGGGAUGCGGUUGCCGGCGUGUACCUGUCCUGGCUCGGACCAUCCGAGCCCAGGCAAGUCACGCAGUGCGCCGGAGAUUGAUGUGAUUGAGGCGAGUGUUUCGCCGUUGACUGGCGAUGAGACGACGAUUGUAGGGUCGGUCUCGCAGAGUCUGCAGAUGGCUCCGUUUGAUAUCUGGUACAUGCCAGACUACGACUUCACCGCCGUCUACGACCGAAACGUCACCCAGAUAAACACCUACCGUGGCGGCCCCUACCAACAAGCCAUGUCCAGCGUGACAAACCUCAACAACGACUGGUACAACGGACACGAAUACCAAACCUACGCCUUCGAGUACACACCCGGCGCAGACGGCCAGGUAACCUGGUUCGUGGGCCCCGAAAAAACAUGGACGCUCGACGGCCGCGCAAUCGGACCAAACGGCAACGUCGGACAGCGCGUUAUCCCCGUUGAGCCCCUCGCCAUCGUCAUGAAUCUGGGCAUGGCAUGGAACUUUGCGCCCAUUCAGCCGGGGAUCGAGAAUCAUAUGCCGGCGUUUAUGCGCUUCGAUUAUAUUCGCAUCUAUCAGGAUCCCGACGAGGUUAGCGUUACGUGUGACCCGCCCGGGUAUGAGACGACGGAGUAUAUUGCGAAGCAUCCGAAUGCCUAUCGGAAUAUUAAUAAGACGACUUGGUCCGACGCGGGGUAUGACUGGCCGACCAACACACUGAUGCAUGGAUGUUGA